UUUUUUUUUUUUCUGCUGGCCCAAACAGUAUGUCUCAUUUUAUCGCUGGUAAGUUUUUCAAAGCAAGAAUGUCUUUCAAAAUAAAUACUUGAGGAGUACUCUGGCUACGAGUCACGCAGACCCGUAAGUCACAAAUACUUUGCGGUGCCGGUCUCCUUUUUCAGUCUCUCCGCCGUCUUCGGUCGCCGCCAAGGGCUGCCGGCUCCGGCCGGGGCCCGCUGAUCGCGGCUGUGGCCGCAGCGGCAGCGACCCUCCCGGAAGCUCCGAGGGGCGGUGGCGCCCGGGGGCCCGCCCCGGCAGCCGGGGCCGUUCCGUCCCGUCCCGUCCGAGGGCGUUUUGGAGCCUUAGCGAAGCCAGUGCGGCCCGUCCGCCUUGAAGGCCGUGGAAGAUGGGUUUCCUGCCCAAACUUAGCGGUGCGGUGGCGGGCCGGGGCGGGGGUGCCUGGCGGCGCUGGAGCCGACCCUGUGCGGCCGUCCUGCUCCCGGCCCCCCGCGGCCGCGCCGCCUCCUCCCGGGCGCUCGGCAAGUACGGCGAAGUUUUUCGCUCCUGCCUGGCGGAGCCCGAGAAGGUCUGGGGAGAAGUCGCCGAGCAGAUCCAGUGGUACAAGCCCUGGGUCCGGACCCUGGAGAGGAGCAGCAUGGGGAGCGGCUCCUGGUUUGUAGGUGGAGAGCUGAAUAUCUGUUACAACGCUGUAGAUCGUCAUGUUGAGAAUGGACGAGGAGACCAAAUUGCCAUUAUUUAUGACAGUCCUGUAACAAAUACCAAAGACAAAAUAACAUAUAAGGAACUUUUGGAAAAGGUCUCCAAGUUAGCUGAUGUCAUGAUCAAACAUGGUGUGAAGAAAGGAGAUCGUGUGGUUAUCUACAUGCCCAUGAUUCCACAGACAGUGUACUGUAUGCUGGCUUGUGCAAGAAUAGGAGCCAUCCAUAGCCUCAUUUUUGGUGGAUUUGCAUCUAAAGAGCUUUCAGUUCGCAUUGAUCAUGCAAAGCCCAAACUUAUUGUAACAGCAAGUUUUGGAGUAGAACCGAAAAGGAAAGUGGAAUACUUAUCUCUCCUAGAAGCAGCACUGGCAAGGGUACAGAGCAAACCUCAUAAAGUUCUCAUUUACCAACGACCUAAUUUGGGCCAUGUUCCUCUUACCAAAGGCCGUGAUCUUGACUGGGAAGAAGAGCUUGCAAAAGCCCAGUGUUCAAAAUGUGUCUCUGUUCCCUCAGACCAUCCACUUUAUAUUCUGUAUACAUCUGGAACAACAGGUUUGCCCAAGGGUGUUGUGAGACCAACUGGUGGCUAUGCAGUUAUGCUGAACUGGACUAUGUCAGCUGUGUAUGGACUCAAACCUGGUGAGGUAUGGUGGGCAGCUUCUGAUUUAGGCUGGGUUGUUGGUCAUUCCUACAUUUGCUAUGGACCUCUCCUUCAUGGUAAUACUACAGUUCUGUAUGAGGGGAAGCCUGUGGGAACACCAGAUGCUGGUGCCUAUUUCCGUGUGCUAGCAGAGCAUGAAGUAGCUGCCUUCUUUACUUCACCAACUGCAAUUAGAGCAAUCCGUCAGCAGGACCCUGAGGCAGCCUUGGGAAAGCAGUACUUGCUGAAAAGGUUCAGGAUGAUGUUUGUAGCUGGUGAGCACUGUGAUGUGAACACACUAGAAUGGUCAAAAAGAGUCUUCAAGGUACCUGUCUUGGACCACUGGUGGCAAACUGAAUCUGGUUCUGCAAUUACGGCUUCCUGCAUUGGUUUGGGGAACUCUACAACACCUCCACCCGGACAGGCAGGAAAACCAGUGCCAGGAUAUAAUGUCAUGAUUCUGGAUGAAAAUAUGAAACCAGUGAAGGCAAAGACUUUGGGAAAUAUUGUGGUAAAGUUGCCUUUGCCUCCUGGAGCAUUCUCAGGUCUUUGGGAAAAUCAAGAAGUAUUUCAGAAGUUAUAUUUCCAAAAGUUUCCAGGAUAUUACGAUACCAUGGAUGCUGGUUAUAUGGAUGAAGAUGGCUAUCUGUAUGUCCUGUCUCGAGCUGAUGAUGUGAUCAAUGUUGCCGGACACAGAAUUUCUGCAGGUGCGAUUGAAGAGUGUAUUCUCUUCCAUCCCGCUGUGGCAGACUGUGCUGUUGUGGGCCAGGAGGAUCCUGUAAAAGGACAUGUUCCAUUUGCACUGUGUGUACUGAAACAAGGUGUAAAGACACAAGAGAGUAAGGUUUUGAAAGAGAUUGUUGAGCGAGUUCGGACCAACAUUGGUCCAGUAGCAGCUUUUCAGAAGGGGAUGUUUGUGACACAGCUACCAAAAACACGCUCCGGCAAGAUCCCACGUUCUGCUCUUUCUGCACUUAUAAGUGGAAAGCCGUACAAGAUAACACCAACCAUUGAAGAUGCUAGUGUGUUUGAACACAUUGAAGGAUUGCUAAAGAAAAACUAAAUGGGAUAAUAUAUAAUAAUGAGUAUUUCAGUUAUUCAAGUAUACAAAUAAGCUUUUUUUUUUGUUUAGAGUACCACAUUUUAAAAGCAAGUAAUGAUUUGGGACUGAAUGUUUUUAGUGCGGAAACAUUACUGUGUUCUUUGCCAUCUUGCCACAGCCACUGACACAUAAUAAAGUCUCUGCCUGCUGUCAGUAUAUGCUGGUUAUUAAGAUAGCUAAGAAUUGCAAAUAGAAAGGAAUCAUUGUAUUAUUCAUCUUAUAUGGUGUCUUGUAACCUUACAUUUCAAUCUGUUAUUUUAAAAUGUGACCAGUAACUUUUCUUUGGCUAAAGCAGCUUACAAAAGAAAACCAGGAACAGAGGAGAGCAAAAAAGGAAUUUGAUUGUGAAAAUUGAUGCAGGCAUAAAUUGUUAUUACUUUUAAAUUGUAAGUUCUUGUCUUUUAGAUUUUUUCUAAAAUUUAAAAUUUUAAGAUAAGUUCUCUUGAUUACAUUUUCUUUGUUUUCCCCCAAAGUCUUUCUGCCAUAAAUUAGAUUUCUAUAAUUUUUUUACUCAAUAACUUUCUGAAUAGUCUUUUUUGUAAAAUGAUAAAUAAUUCCUGGCUUUCAAAUCUGUGAAAAUCUUGAUUUGUCCACUGUAAUAUUCAGAAAACCCCAUGUGUAUUAAAUAGAGGCAGGCAUUUAUCCUUUGCAUUUUCUGGUAAUUUUUUUGUGGUUUGUAUCCCUUAUGACAAGGACAACCAGAAUGUGCUUUUGCAGCCAGAAGUAAACAUUUUAGGCUGAGAGACAUAUAACCAAGAAAUUUAGCAAAUAUUGAUACUAAGCAACCCAUUCUGGACUUUAUAGGCCAUUCCAGACAUGUACAGGGUUCUCAACAAGCCAGGGGAUGGACGAUACACUUUUUUGUACAUUACUUCUCAAACUGCAGGUAUUCAAUUGAACAAUAAAUGCAAAAGUCCAUUUAAAAGUAGAUGCUCCCGAAAAAGUAUAAAAGCAGAGAAGUUGCUUAGGCUCGGCAGUGCUUACCAGAGAAAGAGACAGGAAGUAACAGGCAAAUUCAGAUGAUAUUGUUAUAUAAGAAAGAUCCCCAAAAAGGUCCAGAAAUACUGUUAUGUAGUGGUGGGUAGAGGUAAGGAUGCUAUCCCUGUGAAGUGAUGAAAUCAACAAAUUGAUGUAGGAGCUAAAAGGUGAUAGGUUCCACUUAACAUGAACCAUACCGUGGUGGUGCCUUGUGCUUGUGACACUUCUGUGGAGUUGGUGAGCUCUGUCACUUACAUAAGAACUGAAUAAAAUGUCCAUGUGUUUUUCACUAGGGACUGCAUACAGCUGGCCCAGUGAUAUUUACCCAGGUCAUACAGUCAUGGUAAAACAGCCCAGCUUGAGCCUGCACUGUCCUUGUUUCCUGCCAAAUCAUUGCAUAAGGUACCCCCCUCCCUCUCAGCUAUUUGCUUCAGCUGAAAAUCACAAUCUGAACAGGGAAUAAAACAUGCAAACGCUGAGUAAAGGCUAAUGAUGCCUUUAGAUACGCUAAACAUACAGGUUGGAGAUUUAAAAAUGGGAAUAAUUUUGCUCAUCAGCGAUGUCCUUAAACUUUUGUGAAGUACUUCUUAUAAAAGUGGCAGUUAGUUUAAGAUAUUAUUUUCUUCUGGAUGAAUUACUAAAGUACAAAAGCUUUAACAGCAGGUCCAUGCUAGAUGCAGGACUGACUUGCAGAGACUUUUUGCUUUUCAAAAUGCUACAAUUUAGCAAUCUGUGCUACACUGUUACAGAGCAAGAAGGAAUUCUUGGGAGUUGUCAGUGGUGUGGGUUUUUUUUUAAAUGAGUGAGACGCUAGGAGGGUCUUAUUACAAAGAAACUGUGGCACAUUCACAAGGUGUGUGGCCACUGUUUUACAAUUGAAGGUGAGACAUUGUGUAUGUUUGCUAUCCUUACCUGGGUUGCAGCCAUCAUGUAAUUGCAAGAGCAGGGGAGGGGAACUAAUUAGUGAGAGCAAAAAUUCUCUAGAGGAGAUCCUGCAAUGCAUGUAGGAGAAGAGAAUUAAUUUCCUAGACCUUGCAUAAUUUUUUCAAUGGUAGCUCAUGCUCCUACACCAGUUUCUCCAUUUGUAAGGAAAAGUAAAAUGCUUUCUAGUUUGUGUCUCUUCAUUUAAGGAGGUGAAAAAAACCCAUGAAACCCCCAACAGCAUUAGUGAUAGGUAUUUAGGCAUGCACUUACCUUUCUGGAGGGCUACGUGCUUACAUUAAUAAUAGCAAGAAACAAUUAUCUUUGUUUUUUCUUUCUCUCUAUUUUGGUAGAAGUUAUUUCUGAUCAAGACUUGUAUUUUAAAAGAGGGGGGAACAUUCAGGUAUGCUCACUAUGCUGCCAUGAUGGUAAUGUGGAGAAUUCUAGAAAUGUCAAAUGUCUCAUGCGUCAACAUUCAGAAAACAUAGACAAAGAAAGGCAUCUUAUUGCAGCAGUACAGUAUGGGGAAAUCAUUGUUGAAUGGUCAUUGCUUUUGUUUUUCAAAAGAGCCUUUUGCUGAGGAACUGCAAUCGCAGAAUGCUUUGUCUUAGCCAAGCUCAAGAAAGGGAGGAGGAGUUGUUACCCUUGUACAUGGCUCUGCUGGUGCCCAGCAACCUGAGUAUACCAUCAAGAAGAACAAGUCCAUUUAACAGGUGGUAGGACAGCAGUAAUUUUCUUUAUUUUAUUUUUAGAGAGAAGCAGCAAGUGGGUAGAUUUGAAUGGUCAUUGAGUUGCUGAAUUUUGGCUGGAAGAGGCACAUGUAGUAGUUAUUCUCAGUGUACUGAAAGGGUUGGAGCCAAGUAGGCAACAUUUACCAUAACUGCUGUUUCUAGCUGUAGAGGGUAGAGCUUCAGCUUGUGUGAGGGAGACAGGGAUGAAUUGGGAGGCUUGAUAUGUUACCCUUAAAUCAAAUCUGAAGUCACAAUAAUACUCUUUUAAAUUCUUCUAGUCUGUUUGCUUCCACUGUGAAAUAUAUAAUUUGUGUGUGCUGUACUCCUGGGGCAGGACAACUUCACUGGUCAUAAAAUCUGGUUCAUUCUUUUCCCCAACACACUUCAUUCCCCUUUGCCCCCUAAGCUUUAGUGUUGGCUGCAAAAGGAAUUCCAUAAAACGAGCUGCUGUUUAUAAGGAAAUAUGUAUUCACAUGAUAUAGCUGCCACUGACAGUGGCAGUGACAGUGUUUGCAUUGCUUUACUUUGUGAUAUUCUGCCCUAAAAUAAUCCAAAAGGAGGCUGAGGGAGGAGAAAAAUGUUGGUCAAGUCCAAGGAACUGUGUGUACAGGAGCCCUGACUUUCUCCAGUUGUGUGCUAUACCCCUGCCAGCACUUUGCACCCACCAGCAAGAUCUGUGCUCCCUCUCGUGGCAGACUCUCACCAGUAACUCCAUUGUAACUGAUCCCUGUUAGUGCCAAAAUGUUCUUAUGCUUAGCUGUGAGAAGCAUCUGGUUUCCAAACUUAAUGCUGCUAUGUACCAAAUUUAAUAGACUAAUGAACACAAAUAGCACUGAAUUAUCUUUUUUAUUGACAUUGGGGGAGAAAAAUCUUUCACCAUCUGAUUGACCGAAGUUUGCCAAAUAAAAAUAGACAAAACAAAUGUUUAUGUACGUGCAAACAUUGCAGAUCAAACUGCUAAAAGAAAUAACUAAAAGACAGGUCUUGAGCUAAGAUCAAGCAGCAGAAAAAUAGCAAAUAGGUAAAUGACUAUUAAGUAGGUCUUACUUUGAAACUUCCCAUUUAAACAAAGAAUAAACAACAAUAACACCACCAAAUAAAGCCACAGCAGGUAAUAGUUGCUCUUCUAAACUUUUAUACACUAUAUAUUAAUCACUCUGUCUUUCAGUUAUUUCCUCUGAUAAAACUGACUUUUGUGAAGUCUCAGCAAGGCCAUAUUGGCUAAAAGCAUAACGUUAGACAGGAGCCUAUCUAAUGCCCUGUUACAAUGAAGAAAUGGUGGGGGUUGGCUUCUCUUUUCCUUCUUUUUCUUUGCUGAAUAUAUCUGGAAACAAUAAUCUGAUUCUAUGCAAAUAUUAGAUUUACUUUUUCAUUGCUGGCUGGUGUUUGAAGAUCCUGGAACAAAAAGGUGGCUCUUGGUAAAGCAAGAUUCUUCUUGGUCCGCAGGUAACAUAGAAGAAAGUUUUUGGGUUUUUUGUACAAAUCAUGUUUUAUUAAAUUGCUUUUUAGUUUUUUAGAAACAGUCCUUCUAGGUUUUUUUGUGUGUUUUUAAGAGAUGAGCCAUCAUGGUGCUUCUCUGUAGGUAUCUAACAUUUCCAUUUUGUCUUUAGAGGUCCAUUUGGCUUCAGUUCCAGGUUAUGUCAUUCUAUUAUACAUCAUCAGAGGCAGGUGUUCAGCUUUAAAUAUUGACAGAUUUUUCUCAGUAGGAACAUGUUGAAGCUUCUAACUCUGCUAAACAUAUUAAUUUGACUGUUACAAUCCAAAAACUGUAAAAAUGGUGGAAUGGAAAGAUACAAACAGUAUUAUUGACACUGUAUUGUCAAAUGUUUGCACUGAGACCCCAUGUACCAUAGAUUUCAUUUUUAAAAAAAUCAUAUUUAUAUCCAUUUACAUAAGACUUACACUUUUAAAAGAAAUACAUACACAGUAAAUACGUAAAUGUCUAGUAUUUUACAAUAAAACAGAUGUAACAAUGUAAAGAUGAGUGGCUUCAUUUGAUAAAAGCUUUGGAUGUGCACUACUGUCAAAUUUUUGAUGACAGAGAUGCUGAGAGAAAAGGGGGAGAUUGUUUUGUUUUUUCUUUUUUUAUUAGUAAUUUAGGUAUUUUUUAUUCAUGUUUUAAACUAAACAAUACAUGAAAGGAACAUCAUAUCUGUUUGUAUGAUAAACAUUAUAUGUGUUCUCUUCCCUAUUAACCUGUUCUUGCAGAGAGUCUUAAUGCUCUUUUCCUAAGUAGUGGUAGUGCACUUCAGGUAAAGUAGAAGAAAGAGAUGACAUCUAAGGAAAAAAAAACCAAACCAUUAAUUAGCAAGAGUCUAUGAUUCUAAUUCAAUCUAAAAUGAAACAGACAACAGAAAAUAUAACACUAAGUAAGUAGUUUAGUAACUAAGUUACUAAAACAUGGAUUUUUUAGUAUUCAUGGGAGGCAUGUAUUUGUUUAACUUUAGAUCUGCAACAUAAAAUUGCUAAUAAUUAAUUUUAAUCUUCUACUAAUUUUCCUCAGUCAACACAGACUACUUCUUAAGUUCAUUUUACAGUUGUUUUCCUGCUGUUUUGGUGCAGCACUGGGCUUUGUUUCCUGCACCUGGAGACUUUUGUCUGUUUGGCACAAGGUGAAACACAUUUUCAGUGUACAGACAUUGCUGAUGUGCUUUGUGGUUCUUCUUCCUAGUUCACUGCAGCUUGACAGCAUUUACCGUUCUCACCCUGAUGGUUUCUUUGCUAUGGACUAACUGCUUCCAGCUAUCAUUCACAUCUUUUUGGAACACUGCUUCUCCAUUUGUCUUUACAAAUCCUCUUUUGAACCCUUCAUUGGUAAAGUACAUAGCUGAUUUUGCGAAAUCUCUUUUAGUAUUUUAUUGGAAUAAAAGUUAAAGUAAUAUGUUCUGUUGCUCCAGCCUGUGGCAAGAAAUCUGUCCUGAAUGACCCUUCUGACUUGGCAAUGACAAGUGUUUUAGAAGUUAAAAGUGUUGGGAAAGCUUGGAUAAUGUGAGUGCCAAAUCCACUGCCUGUGUAAGGGCAUUGCAGCUGCUCAGCUGGGCCACAACAUCUAGCGACCACAGCAGAAAGCUUGAUGGGUCCUGUGUGCUAUGUAGUACAUUUCUUUGCAACAUUAAAUGGCCAGUACCUGCAGCCUUAAUUGUUCUUAAAUUUCUGAUACCAAGUGCGCUAAAAUAGGCCUGUGUAGAGUACGCUCAUAUAACUGUUCUGAGAAUGUCUGCACAUGGUUUCCAGCAGCUCACUGUGGUUUCAACAAAUAUUAAAGAAAAAAACCACCUGAUGCAGUUUGAAAGCUUAUGAACAGGAUACAGCUGCUAUGAAGAUACACUAUGAAGACACUGGAAAGUUGUACCAAACUGAUGUUGACAUAAACUGUUUUGACAAGCCUUUGACAGUCUUUUUAAGAGAAUGUCUCUUACUCUCAUAAGAGUAGCAGAAUGCAAGAAUCUGCAGCCUGCUGUAAUCACAGGCCAUCUGCAUUUGUUCCAUGUGCAGUCUGUUUGCUGCUUUCUUUUAGGCCUGCUCUUCCUAGGCAUGUUCUCCUUUACUAUAUGAAAAACUCCCUUAUCUCGCUAUUGUGUGGUAGCUUGUCCAGCUAUCCCUCUCCUCUGUUGCUUGGUUCCUGCUUUUGUGCAUGCAGAUACUUCACCAGAGUAUCACAGCUGCUGAUGUAGUCUAGGCAAGGUGUUACAAAAGCCUGGGUCUUAGUCUAAGAGGAAGGUCUUGGUCUAAGUCUGGAAAAUUUCAGGAGGUGUGCUGUAAUGAAUAAUCUUCCCUUUUGCCCAAGUAUCAAUCAGCUCCUUCCAUAAGAAACUGUUAGUCAUGAGCUGUGCUGACAAAAUUCUGAAAAGCCCUCUGUUGCCCUUCAAUCUGAUAUCCCUUCUAUGGGCAGCUUCUGUUUAUGCAUUGAUUCUUGAGUUGCAGACAAUUUUUUUAAAUUUUCAAGUUUGCUAUAAUAGUGAGGGAAAUACUUUCCCUGUAUGUUUGUUUUUUGGGGGGGAGGGGGAGGGGUGGGAUGUUUUGAUUUUCAAUAUAAUGUACUUGAAUCCAAAAUUACUUUAACUUGCUUUUUGGUUUAUUACCUGCAUGGCAUUUUGAAGUUGCCCUUACAGUAAGUGCAUAUACUGAUGUUCUAGUUCACAUCAUCUUGUUCCUUCUAUAAACAAGUAUAUGGUGAGAAGAGAAAUAGUAGUAUAUUGUCAGUUAACCUCAUAUAUUAGCCUUUACAAUGUAGAUACCUUUUUGAAAUCCUUACAGACCACUCAAGCAUUUAAGAUUUAAGCACCAAGUACUGAUGUAAUACAUACCACUGAUAGCUGAAACACUACUAAUACUCCAAUAGAAAUAGGAGUUAAUUUGUAUAGCUUGUAUAACUUUAUAUACACACCUUUUUGCUCAAAAUAAAUACCUUCCAUACAUAUAUAGUGCUAGAGAAGUCUGCUACUUUACUUUUGUUGGUGCUUUGCUACUUUUUAGAUAAUUUUUAAUAUAGUGGGAAUAAAUGGUUUGGAAAAUCUUAAAUUAUUUUUUGUUAGGAUAUCAGUUUUCUAUUUCUGCCUUUGUUGCACUCUUCAAGUCUCACCUCAAGUGUCUGACCCAUUACUGUUGGCCUAAGAGAUAGUUUGGUGUUUGAACUUCUUGGUCAUCUUUAUUGCUUCCAAAAUUGCGAUUCUGAAGUACAGAAGAGGAAAGGUUUGUAUCUCUGCCUUCCACUUCUGUCACCACUGAACCCUGUGAGAGUCCUGUCACUGACUUACUGAUACAAUACCAUGCAUGUCUUGCCUCGAAUAUCCAACAGCUAUUGAAGCAUUUUUGAUGCCUGAUGAGGUUUUGGUGAUAUUCAAAUAUUUUUUUGCCAGCUGCCUUGCAAUUCCCCAAGUAACUAGAUGGAAAUUGUUUUACCGAGAAAAUACUAUCAUAAAAUGGUGCCAUACUGAUGUAACUACUCAUCAUGUGUGUAUUUUUUCCAAAAGCUGGAAUAAAAUAAAAAACUGUAUAUUCACAGAACUCUGGAAAAGUGACUCUGAUAUUCAUAACCAUACUCAAAAGAUAAUAUGGUGAAAAAUGUAACAUGAAUUCCACUACUAAAUUUGAUCCAAAGUUGCAUCCUUUCUUUGUAAAUUCUGAAUUAUUUGAGAAGUGCAGGAAUCUCGGUAAUAGAUAAAUUUUCAUAAUUUUCUGUAUGGAUUAGUCUAUGCAGCUACCCAUUGUUCUAAAUUGAGCCGUAGAUUUAAUUAAAAAAAAAAAAAAAAAAAGUAAAUCUCUUCUGCUUUACUAGUGUUGCCCCCAUUCCAGCUCCUAGUAGAACUCUUUCAAGUUUUCAUAAAGUAAGUUCAUUCCCUGUGCCUUCUCCCCAAAAUAUGGUUGGUAGCAUCUUCUAGACUGAGCUUAAGACUGUUGUCAUGACCAAAUGACCACCCUAGCGAAUCCUUAGUCAUGUCCCUGCUCCAUGCUGGUUCAUGCUUGGCUAAUGUGGGGUGUAGUGCACAGUUAUAAAGAGCAUUCAUGAUGGCCCCUACAGAAUACUCACAACAAUUCAGUGCUGGCUUCUUUGCUAGGCCUUGUCAGCAUGAGUAUGUGCGAACUGUUGAGCUGUCUAACCUCUGCAGUCGUGAUGAAGCAACUGCAAAUUGGGAGGGAAAAAAGAAGGAAACAAACCAGAGCCUCUUUAGAAUCACCAGUAAAAUAUAUCAGUCUGUUUACCACUAGGAGGGUGGCUGUUAAAUUGCUCUGUGGCUUUCUCUAAUGUGAUUUGGGCAUGGUCUAGUUCAAAACUCAGCACUUCUUCACAGCUGAUGUACUGUUGCAAUCUGUCUAAAGUGAAUACAGUUUAAAACUCAUUUUUGCCUUUAUUUUGUUGAAAGUCCUAAUGCUCUUAUCUAUCAUGCUGUUUAAAAUGCUGUUUAAGAGCUUAAAUUCUCUUACCUAUCAGGCUAUUGCAUUCUUACUGCUGGGAGAUAGGAAGCCAAAUCCUGGAUGAAGACAGAGGUCUUCAAAAUUACUUCCCUUUAAGUCUACUCAGUUUAGUAUACCCACUCAAGAAUUAACUGUCUGGAUGACCUCAAGUAAAUCACUAAAUCUGCUUUUCGCCUUAGUUCCACAUCUGUAAAAUGGGAAUAUCAUCUUCUACAUCAUACCAUGACUAGAAGAUGAAAUUCAUUAAUGUUUAUAAGGUUCUUAUAAAUGUGGGAAUAAGGUUCUUAUAAAUGUGGGCUAUGGAAAGGCCAUGGAAGCUAGGAGUCGAUGGCAUUUGCUAACUACUCAUCUACUGGUGACUGUUAGAAACUUCAGUUAUUUUGUGAUCAAGGCUAAGCUAUUUAAUUUGAAAGUAAGAUAGGAAAAUAAAGGUGAUAGCCCUUUCUAAUUGUAUUCUCUAAAACACUCCACCUGCUAGAGAGACUAAUAGAAUGAAAACUUGCUUAGAUAUUACAUUCAGUCUCAGUUGAAAGUCAGUAAAUGAAUUCCAGUCUUUCUGAUUGUUUCCUUUACAGCUACAGGAUAGUGAGAUGGCCAAUAUUUUUUUUUUUUUUUUAUUUUAAAUAAACACUGUCUGAAGCAAAUGUCAGUCUGAAGCAAACCGGAAAAAAAUCAAUAAUAUGCCAAGUCAGUACUUUUCCAUUCCCUAAUUCAACUCUCCCAGACUCAGUUCAUCCUAGUUAAAUGAACGCAAUUGUUGUGGUGUGAAACAGACAUGCGUUAAAAAUCAAUUUGGCACGCUAGGACGAGCCUCAUGCUUUCCAAGAGGAAGUGCAGAAAUGAGCUCGUACCGUCACUCGCCAUCUUCCGCGACUGCCCGGAUGUGGUGGUGAGCCGGAAGCCGGCCGGCAGCGUUUCCGACGCGCCCGGCAUCAUGCUGAUCCCGUGCACCUCGCGCGGGGGGAACUGCCGACGCCAGGAGGGGCCGCGCCUGAAGUUCUUGUCAUCGCUCUGUCAACACAGCAUUGUAUUUGAUAAAGCAAAACGAAGCUUUCUGAUUAACUAUCCUGCUGUGUGCUAUCUCUACCGCUGCCAAAUGUAUUCCGUAAAAACUACCCUGCUCUGUUGCACUGCAUCCUGUCACUGUAAUGUAUUUGAGACAUGCUUGCAAGAGUAAAAGCUUGAGAAAUAUUAAAUGCUGGGGUGGAAAACUCUUCUUAAAUCUUUGGCUCGAUAUAGUCAAGGAUUUAGUAUCAGCUAAAGUAGAACUUUCCUACACAGUGACAGAAAAUGAUUUGUUACUGCAUUAGGAGGCUUACAAAGUACUAAGAAAGGAUUAAACACUCAUGUACAUGCACAGAAUUCAUAGGCAUUUGACAUUUUCAGAAAAUCCUUAAAAGUUUUAUUUCUCCUUAUGUGCAGAAGUCCAAGACUUAAACAUUUUGCACUGGACUCUUAUGUUAAGAUAAAUAAUUUCCGUAGUUGGAUUUGAGAUUUCUUUUCCCAGAUAAGUGCCCCAAAUCACACUCCAAUAAUAUUGAUUAACUUUGAAGAAAAAAAACCAAUAAAGAACAAACUGAAAAAUCUAUUUUUUUUCUUUAUUUUUAAAAAAGUGUAAGUCUCCUAAAGAAUAGAGUUCACAGGCAUCCCACCUACACACAUGCCCCACCACCUGCUCUGGCCAGCAAAACUUCCAUUCUGUAUGUUUCCUCUUUGGAAAAUGUUCAUCUUAAGGUAAGAGUGCAGUGUCAAAUUUAGCAUCUGAGAUGACACAAAUAUGUAGCCAAGAUGGGUUACUUUAAAAACCCUGAUGGGUAUUCCUAUUUUUUUUUUUAAACUGUAACUGACUUUCUUUAACAAUGUGAAAAUUGUCUUCAUGCAUUCAAUUGAAUUUUAAUGUUUUACUAUGAUAUUUUAUAAAUACUGAAAAUAAAAUUAAUUACUUCCUCAAGUCGUCUUUCAGUUCCUAGUGCUAAAAGGUUGUUGUAUUCUCUCUCAAGGAUCUGCCGUGCCUAGAGAUACCAAAGUAAACAAUUAAAAUGGUUGAAGAUAAAUAAAAGGUAAUAAUGGGUACAGAUUAACCAGAAGUAGCAUAAGCAAAUUUACCUGUGUGUUUUGUGUUGGAAUCUGUAAUAAUAAAGCUAAACUGCUGUAGUCAAAGUUUUCAUCCAGUGCUAUAAGUGAACCAUGUACACCACUUUCUAGAAUAUUAUUUGCAUAUUCUCGGAGGCCAAUGGCUUGUAUCCAGCGUAUGACUCGAUCAUUGCUCCAUACCAGCACAUCUGUAAGGACAUUACACCAGGUCAGUCUUCUGUUGAGAACUCCCAAAUUUUGCAGGUGCAUGUGUGUAGCUGUGCAUGCACUGUGGUGUCUUAGUGCUUUAUUUCACACAUGAGGAAUGCCAGCGCUAUUCAUACAGCUUUAGUAUGUCCUACUCAAAAACUACGUGAUGAAUUAUCUUCAAGUAAUAAUGUUUCCAAAGGAGAAAUCCCUGCUUCCAGAGGGGAUCUCCAUAAUGCAAUUCCUCCCACUUCCUAUAUAUACCUUUUCAAUUUGUAGGCAGGAUUUUACAGUGCAAAGACACCAGAGAAGUAUCCAUUCCUCAAGGCUUCACUUGUGAGUUUUGUAUUAAACAUUUUGGGAGUUGUGUCAGCACCCAUCACAUACUAACAUGCCAGAAAGUACAAGAUUAGUGCACAAUUUUAGAGACAAACUAUUUUUAGUACAGAAAGCUGGCAGUUCCUAAGGUCCAUACCAACUAUAAAGCUAAGGCAACAAAAUGAGCUAGGAAACCAUUUUUGAGGAUUUGGCUAUUCUGAAAAAGUAUCCUGCCCUGCCCUUAAGAUAAAAAAAAGUUACUUAUACUGAUCUUUAGAGUUGUAAGUGGGAGACAUAGUACUGAGUUUUUUUUGCUAAGUGUUGAGGCUUAUUCCUGAGCCUUUACAAGUCCAGCUGCUAUGGCUGUUCUGGGAGCAGGAUUUCUCCAGCACCUGGCUGAGAGCAUCUCACUUUUUGGAUCAGCUGAAACACAGUGGCAGGCAGAGACCAAAUCCCACCUGGGACCAUGAAUAACUGACAGAUGCACAACAAGGUGAAGGAGGCUAUGGAUGAUUACCCUUGUCCUAGCUAGAACCGGCACUGAAGCCACAGCCGAAUUUGAGACCAAUACCCAAUUUUCCUAUGUCAGUCUCCAGCUAAACCCACUUGGGCUGACUGGCACUGAUGCCUGCACGUCCAAGGCAAAGUCUCUGCAUUAGUGCAUGCCAUGAUGUGCCUUGAGCAAAUAAACACUGUCAACUGUAGCCCUUCAACUUUUUUUUUUUUUUUAAGCUCUUCUAAUCAGCAUUGUUCUUUAGAAGUGCUAACUAGUCACUAGAGCUGGAAAAGCUCAAAGGAAUCAAAGGAUUAAUUUCUGAUAGUUGAAAAAACCCCAGCCACCCUAAUUGUUAUAUAUAAAAAGAACCAUGCAGUGAGCCUGCAACUGCUCUAGAGAGAUUUACACAGAAAAAAAAAUCUUCAGAAUCAGCUGUGAAAUCUUCUACUAAGGCCAGUUUUGUUAGGAACUAUUCUUAUGUAGCAAUCAACUGCAUGGUCAACCCUCCAAGCAGCAUUUUAUCAUAAAUUCUGACAUAAAAAAUCAAAGGCAAAGGUUUUCAAAGCUGGGGCAUAGUGUUAGGGUCCUGAGUGCUCCCAGUUUUUUAGUGUUGCCCCCAGCACAUUGCACUAAGCUGCACACUGUUUGGCCUUCUGUUUCUACGCCUGAAAGAGUCUCAGGUAAGAUCCAUAUCCAAAGUUCAAUUUAGCAAAAUGUAUGUGUAAAACCACCAUUCAGAAUUGCAGCCCCAAUUUAGCAAAGUACUUAACUGUGCCUAAUUUAAGGAGAUAGGAUUUGUUCUGAAGAAAGAUGGACUUAAGUUAGUUUUGCUUAAAGCACAUGCUUAAAUGGCAUGACAAUGAGUUAACAGUGUCAAUCUUCAAAAGAAGAAACAUUCCCAGUAUUCAUUCCCAGGAACUAUCACCUUUUAUUUCAUGCUGACUCAUUUCUCUUCUCUUUUCCAGUUCUUUUCUAUCAUAAUUCAACCUCUUUAAACACAUGAUUCCAUAUUGCAAGCUUGUUCUGUUAUUUAAAAAGAAACAUUUACAGAGUUAAUAAAGAUAAUUUUGAAGAUGGGAACACAUGUAGGAUGUAUUUCCUGCACUUCACAUGAGGUGUUUCAUAGUACCCAUGUAUGAAAUCUUGAGAACAGAGGGGAGAGCAAAACCAGUAAAAAAACUCCACAGACUUCAGGAAUGAAAUGGAAAAAACCAAAAUGAGUAUGUUUGAAUAACUGUUUUAGCAUAAGAAACCCAAAGCACUAAAAGACGUAAAAGACCUGAAAAGGUCAGCCCUUGUGAGCCAUGAAAUGUUUUGUCAAAUCAGGCUUUUAAAAAGUGACAAAUCAGACAGUAUAUUAAAAAGAAAUCCACUUCUUGUCACAUAAACCUCAUUCUCCCUAAAGUUUAAAUGCCUUUAUUUCCAUAUUUCCAAUUUAGCUUCCUAGCUAUAUCCCUAGGUAACCCAACAACUGUCAAAUUGCUUGUAUUGUUAACAGCUUUUAUGUGCUACACACAAUAGCUUUUCAUUAUUAUGAGAUCUCAGGGCUUUGAAGCUUAGUCUAACACUUUCUGAUACUUCACACCACUUAAAUUAUUACCGUUUCUGUAUUGUCAAGAGUCUAUUGAUAUAUUAAUGGUUCCCUGCUCAAUACAAAAUUUAUCUGUACCAGUAUCUUGGUUUUUAGAGACAUAAUUGCAAUGUGGUUGCUAUUACUAAAGAAAUCUCUCUCAAUUCAGAUUUCUGAUAGUCAGCUCUCUCUUUUCUGUAUGUUUUUCCACACCAAAACAACAGAAAGUUUUUUUAUUCUGUGGAACACUGAGCACUAGAGCAGACACAUAAGCAUUUUGAUGGGUGUAGUCUUUAUGCCAACAUACCGAUGAAAACUAUCCACCAUUUUUAGAUGCACACGCAGGUCUUUCUUUGUCAGGUGGUCUAACAUCCUUGCAUCUACCAGGCAUUCCAUAAAAUAACUUCGGUACUGAGGUAAACCCAGGCUGGGGAGCCAUUCGUUACCUAUCCAUUCAUGGUUCAUAUCACCAUAAGCCAGGGUCUACAGAGAGAAGAAAAUGGAGAGGGGGAAAAAAUUCUUGAGUUUUUUCAAGACUGCACCACAGACUGAAAAAAUAUGUCCAAAAGAAAAAAAAAAUGUUUUAAAAAAUUAUGUCUAAAAUAAAUUAGUAAUUCUGGUUUUGCUUUGUUUUAACACUGGAAGAGUGAGCCACUGUGAGAUAUUUGUUAUGGACAGCCUGUUUUGCCUGUUGUAUUUUGUUUUCUUAUGUAAUUUUUUUUCAAUUUUGAGUUUUAAAUGCAAGCAGACUUGUUGUACAAUGAAAAUAUGUGUGUUUCAUAAUCUUACUUGCUUUCAAUUGACCUUCUAGAAUAUUUAUACUAGUCAAACCCUGAACUGUAAACUGGUAAUACAAACAUGGCUCCAGAUAAUCCACUGAGGCUUGUUUCUGUUUGUGGGGAGAAGAAUUUAAUAAAUAAAAUCUAAUGACACUUCAUGGCUACAUACCUGAAGUCCUUUAGAGACUAAAAGUUAAUUUCAGUUGUCUGACACUCAGGCUAUUAUUUAAAUGAGAUAUUUUCAGCUGUGAACAAUUUAAACCUAAAUCCAUCAUAUGCAGAGCUCAAGCAAUUAAUUGAGAUAGGAGCAAACCAGAUUCCUCCUAGAAACUAAUACUCAGGCUUCAUUGUUCAGCUAAAAUUUCACUAGGGUGAGGAAGGGACUAUAUGAAAAAGCCAUGCAUCUGGAGCUACUUUUAUAUGAGUUGCCUUAUUAAGAUGCAAAAUAGAUUUCUACAUCUCACUGUUGUUAAUUAUUUUGUAUUACAAAACAGAGAACAAGAAUUGAGAACUAAUAAAUUGCAAGAUUUACACUCCUUAAUAGGAUCAUGCUCAGGAUCAUUGUCAAGCCUAACUAUCUCUUUGGUUUUGUUUUUAAUAUCCUAAACAAAUUAACAACACAAUUAAAGCCAGAUGGAUAUAUUAUCUGUGAGGGAAAAUAUGCUCCCUUUACAUCUCAUUCUUUUUAGAUUUUGAAGAGAAAAUGAAUUUAAUCAGUAAAGGUAGCAAGAUUGUGUAAGUGUGUAUAUAUUAGAGAGAAAAAGUUUAAAAACACAGCUAACUGGUAGUUCUAAAUAACUUAUACAAUAGUAUUUGUAGACUGAUAACUUGGGUGUGACUUACACAAUUGUUAAAAAAAAAGAGUUUAAUUUAAAUUUUAAAAUUAAUUUUAGAAAGCUUAGCUCUCAAAUUCAUGGCAUAUUUAACUAUCCUAUUCUGAAAAAUGAGGAAAAUGCUUACUCUUUAAAACUCUUAACGCAAUUUUAGAUGGGAGAUAGGAUAUGUCUCUGGAAUGUAGUAAAUUCUUUUGUGAAAAAUAUUCACAACAUAUGUACCUAUUUCUGCUUUACCUAAAAAAAUAUUCAGAGAAUAUAUUCUUUGAGAAGAACUCUUAAAUACGUAAAUCAUAGUUCAAUCAUUGAAAUACUGCCACAAUAUUAUAUUCCACUGUGCAUACUGAUGCACCCAAUUACAUUGUUAUCCAUUUUCACUUUAAAAAAGUCACGUGAAUGACCAUACCUGAGCCCAACUGCCUUCUUCAGACUCUUUCUGUAUUAUCAGCAGGAAGCAAUUAGUAAAGCAGGUAAAAAGACAAUAAAAAUUAGUUAUAAAAAGUUGUGAUUUUCAAAUGCAUGUUAAUUAAAAUAUACAUAUAAAGUGCAUUAAUAAAAUAAAUCUGGCCAGUGGCAAUGUCUUGGGCUAAACUACCCCGAAAAUUAUAAGACCAAAACCAUAAUAUGAAUUUUCAAGAGAGAAAAUCAUUAUAUCUUGGUGAAAUUUUACAGCAUUAUUUAAACAUUCUUCUCAGUUUCACAAUUAAAAUACAAAAUUUAGCUAAAAAUUUGGGCAUUAGAGAUGUAAUUUUUUGUUUCUAGUUUGAUUUUGAAACAUUAGCAGUAAAAAGAUUUCUUCUUGAGAAAGUAUUGUAAAGGAGCUUUUUGCAUAACAUUUUUUAUGGAAAAAUUCUAUUUUCUAGCUGGCCAGUUAAACAGGAUCAACUCUACUUCUUGUCACUUCAGUGCUGUUAUAUUUGCAUUUGUCUUUACCAAGAAUAAUAAAACUGGAAAUGAGCUCAGCUUAAAAAAAAAAAAAAAAGAGAAUUGGCUUCCUUACUGCUGAUGGGAAAACAUUAAAUACUACAAGCAUGAACUUUGAAGAAAUAAUUCUUUACUACAUCAAAAUUUAGCUCCAGAACCUCUCCCACCAUUUAUGGAUGGGGCUGACUAUGAAGUUUGCCAAACUGAAGAUCAUUUUUUUCAGAGUUCUCACUGGAACAUUGCAUCAUGUUUCAUAAGCACAUUUAUGAAGUUAUGAUCUAAUGUUAACAACCAAAACCUAAAGUAACAUAUAUUCCAAAUU
Taeniopygia guttata (zebra finch) is the source of this 18511-nucleotide messenger RNA. RefSeq names its product acyl-CoA synthetase short chain family member 3 (gene ACSS3). Gene Ontology annotation, cellular component: mitochondrial matrix. The record is from RefSeq and is a predicted model, not a curated record. Gene Ontology annotation, molecular function: propionate-CoA ligase activity. Lineage: Eukaryota; Metazoa; Chordata; Aves; Passeriformes; Estrildidae.